Messenger RNA from Andrographis paniculata, 738 nucleotides. RefSeq lists its product as uncharacterized. Gene Ontology annotation, molecular function: protein heterodimerization activity. The transcript has 6 exons. NCBI's taxonomy places the organism in Eukaryota, Viridiplantae, Streptophyta, Magnoliopsida, Lamiales, Acanthaceae. The coding region runs from base 85 to 489 and encodes 134 amino acids. The record is from RefSeq and is a predicted model, not a curated record.
AAUGCCAAGUUCUUCAGUAUCCGAAACCCUUCACUUGCGAUCGUCUCGAAGAACAAAGGCCUGCUUGAAUCAAAACAAUAGCCUAUGCCGUCAUCUUCCCGGCAGCAGCAGUUGCUUAGCUUUAGCCAUGCCUCUGGGACACCUACCAACAACCAAGAACAGAUUUUUCGAAAUCAAUUGGGGCAAAAUAUUCGAGCUAUCUUGAAUGAUCAAUUGACUGAAAUUUGUGGUGCUUCAGAUUUGCAAAUCAGCCAAUCGAUGCUACCAUUAAGCCAUGUUAAGAAAAUAAUGAAAUCAAAUGAGGAAGUGAAGGAGCCUGCAUAUGCAAUUCAACUCGAUAAUGCUGUCGACGCUGCUAUUAAAAAAUCUUCGGUAAAAACACAAAUGGAUUCGCCUCAGAAGAAAACUUCAAGAACAGAGGAUCUAACCUCAAUGGUUCCUAUCAAGAGCAUUGAGGCUAAGAGAGGAGAAUGCAAAUUUGACGAUUAGGUCUUUCUUUCGAGAAACCACCCGCCACCACUGCCUCCAUAGAGGCGAGUGUUCCCUCACCACCACCACCACCACCACCACCACCAUCACCAUCCUCUUUGAUGGAUACGCGGGGCAACUUAUUGCCCACUCUACAAACUCGACUACACCCGACAUUUUGAUGUGAUAUUUUGUGAGAAAAAAUAGUAAUUUUUUAUUGAAAAUUGUACUAUCGAAUAGUGGUGUUUUUAUUUGAAAUAAAAAACAAAU